Hyalella azteca is the source of this 1111-nucleotide messenger RNA. RefSeq names its product cAMP-dependent protein kinase catalytic subunit 1. Gene Ontology annotation, cellular component: nucleus; cAMP-dependent protein kinase complex. The annotation marks the transcript as partial. The transcript has 9 exons. Gene Ontology annotation, biological process: peptidyl-serine phosphorylation. The record is from RefSeq and is a predicted model, not a curated record. Lineage: Eukaryota; Metazoa; Arthropoda; Malacostraca; Amphipoda; Hyalellidae. Gene Ontology annotation, molecular function: ATP binding; cAMP-dependent protein kinase activity.
UUUACUUUAUACAUGCUGUGCAGAACACAGCGUCUCUGGAUGACUUCGAGAGACUGAAGACUUUGGGCACGGGGAGCUUUGGGCGCGUCAUGCUCGUGCAGCGCAAGGAGUGUAAGAAGUAUUACGCCAUGAAGAUACUCGACAAACAGAAGGUCGUCAAGUUGAAGCAAGUGGAACACACGCUCAAUGAGAAGCGAAUAUUGCAAGCGAUCAGCUUCCCCUUCCUCGUCAGUUUAGAAUAUCAUUUUAAGGAUAAUACCAAUUUGUACAUGGUCUUAGAAUACGUGCCUGGUGGUGAAAUGUUCUCUCACCUCAGAAAGAUCGGCAGGUUUAGCGAACCGCACUCGCGCUUCUACGCAGCGCAGAUUGUCCUCGCCUUCGAGUAUCUGCACUACUUGGACCUCAUAUACAGCUACUGGAUAUCUAUAUACCAGAAGAAGGUAUGUUUACCUCCACAGACUGGAUAUCUAUAUACCAGAAGAAGGUAUGUUUACCUCCACAGACUGGAUAUCUAUAUACCAGAAGAAGGUAUGUUUACAUCCACAGACUGGAUAUCUAUAUACCAGAAGAAGGUGACAGACUUCGGGUUCGCUAAGCGCGUCAAGGGCCGCACCUGGACGCUGUGUGGCACGCCUGAGUACCUCGCCCCGGAGAUCAUCCUCAGCAAGGGGUACAACAAGGCGGUGGACUGGUGGGCGCUCGGUGUGCUGGUCUACGAGAUGGCAGCUGGCUACCCUCCCUUCUUCGCUGACCAGCCCAUACAGAUCUACGAGAGGAUAGUGUCUGGCAGAGUUCGUUUCCCCGGCCACUUCUCUGGCGACCUGAAGGACCUGCUACGCAACCUCCUGCAGGUCGACCUCACCAAGCGCUACGGCAACCUCAAGAACGGCGUCAAUGACAUCAAGAAUCACAAGUGGUUUACAUCCACAGACUGGAUAUCUAUAUACCAGAAGAAGAUCGCUGCACCGCUUAUCCCUAAACUCAAAGGCGACGACGACACGUCACAGUUCCCGCACUAUGACGAGGACGAGGAGGUCCCUACGAAGACGUCCAAGAAGUCCGUCUAUGAGGACGAGUUUGCCAGCUUCUGAAGGUAACGAGCGGGACAACU